Zymoseptoria tritici IPO323 is the source of this 953-nucleotide messenger RNA. Its product is annotated as proteasome core particle subunit beta 2. Gene Ontology annotation, molecular function: threonine-type endopeptidase activity. The transcript has 2 exons. Gene Ontology annotation, cellular component: proteasome core complex. The coding region runs from base 114 to 953 and encodes 279 amino acids. NCBI's taxonomy places the organism in Eukaryota, Fungi, Ascomycota, Dothideomycetes, Mycosphaerellales, Mycosphaerellaceae. The record is from RefSeq and is a predicted model, not a curated record.
UCCAUCACCUUCGACGAUUCUUCCACCACGAAAUACCUCUCGAUAAAUCACGACUCAUCUGUCAACAUCAUUCAUCCAAUUGAACCACAACUACCAGCACAGCCUCCGCCACCAUGCCGGGCUUCGACUUCAGCAACCACAACCGCAACCUCGCGCUCCACGCUCAGGGCGUCCCUCUUCCCAAAGCCACAUCCACCGGAACGACCAUCGUCGGAUGCUUAUAUGAUGGCGGUGUGGUCAUUGCCGCAGAUACGCGAGCGACGAGUGGUCCCAUCGUAGCAGACAAGAACUGCGAGAAGCUCCAUUACAUCUCACCUCAGAUCUGGUGUGCCGGUGCAGGAACCGCCGCUGAUACCGAAUUCACCACCGCCAUCAUCUCCUCCAACCUCGAACUCCACGCUCUCUCCACCGGCCGCAAACCACGCGUCGUCACAGUCAUGACUCUCCUCAAGCAGCAUCUCUUCCGCUACCAAGGUCACAUCGGCGCAUACCUCGUCGUCGCCGGCUGCGAUCCCACCGGCUCCCAUCUCUUCACCGUACAUGCUCACGGAAGCACCGACAAGCUCCCAUACGUCACCAUGGGUUCCGGAUCUCUAGCUGCCAUGUCCGUGUUCGAAACAUCAUGGAAGCAAGAUCUCAGCCGGGAGGAUGCCGUGAAGCUGUGCUCAGAGGCAAUUCAGGCCGGUAUCUGGAACGAUCUGGGCAGUGGUAGCAACGUGGACGUGUGUGUCAUCACACCAGAGAAGACGGAGCUGCUGAGGAACUACAUCACACCCAACACACGUGAGAAGAAGAUGCGGGACUACAAGUUCCCGCGUGGUACUACGGCGAUUCUGAACGAGAAGAUCAUCACGCGCGAGCAGAUCAGCAAGUACGUGACGGUGCAAGACAUUGGAGAUGGCGAGGCGGGUGUGGGAGAGAAGAUGGAUGUGGACACUCAGCCGUCGGCGUAG